GGCCGCAUGGGGAGCUUUGUGAUGACGGCGACGGAGCGGAGAUCGGACUAUGUACAUUUAGUGCAAGCAUGGAUGGCAUCUUCAGAAGUCUCUUCCCCAUGGAUCGAAAGGAACUAAAUCCUGGUGAAAACCAGGUUCCUGGCAGGAGCCUUGUACUUGUGAACCAUAACAAUAACCAUAACGAUAACAAUAACCAUAACUAUGAGCCUGAGAACCAUGAGCAUGAGAACCAUGAACAUGAGAACCAUGGACAUGAGAAACAUGAACUUGAGAACCAUGAACUUGAGAACCAUGAACUUGAGAACCAUGGACUUAAGAACCUUGAACUUGAGAACCAUGAACUUGAGAACUAUAAACUUGAGAACCAUGAACCUGAGAAGCAUGAACCUCAGAACCAUGACUUUGAGAACUAUGAACUUGAGAACUAUGAACUUGAGAACCAUGAACUUGAGAACAAAUGCUUGGAUGAGUCAGGUUCUGGGAUGAAGCAGGUUUUGAGAACAAACCAAGAACAAAACUUGAGAACAAACAAUGAACAAAACUUGAGAGCAAAUCAACUUGAGGAAAAUAGAUGCGACAAAACAUUGAGCAUAAAAGCAAAGCAGAGAAAAUGCUGUGAUGAAACUGAGGUGAUGAAAUGUUAUUAUUUACAGAUUGUGAAACCUAAGAAGAUACUCUUGAAGAAGGCACAGGAAGAACAUGACAGAAAGAUGCGACAGGAUAGACGGGAAAGAAUUUAACCAUGUAUGAGCAAACAUUGAUGGAUGGCUUGGGAGAAGACAUGAUGAAACAGUCUGUUGAGGAGAAUUCUGACAAACAAGAGAGUACUGAAGAGAUCAUAAUGGUUUGCAAGCAAGUGAAGGAAGCAGUUUGAUGAAAAGUGCAGCAACAUGGGAAGAUGUUUACAG
This is a messenger RNA of Patiria miniata (bat star), 908 nucleotides long. Its product is annotated as homeobox protein 2-like. Lineage: Eukaryota; Metazoa; Echinodermata; Asteroidea; Valvatida; Asterinidae. The record is from RefSeq and is a predicted model, not a curated record. Bases 69 to 740 code for a protein of 223 amino acids. The transcript has 4 exons.